AUGCGAUGCGCGAGCAAGGCCGCCGAGAGCGCGUCUGCACGUCUCUGUGCGGACGCCGAAGCAGAAACUACAGCAACUGAUGUCCCAUCGGUUGCUGAAUCGACUCAGCCUGUAUCACCUGGUGAUGCAGGCGCUGGUCAUGAAGACACUCGUGUCUUCACAGAGUACGAGCUCGGUGUCUCGUACUCUCCUGAUACGGAUGACGGAUCCGUAUCGACGGCAAUUGAAUCCAAGCCGCCUGCCAAGCGUGGCAUGGACGAUGCUUUGCGUCGCAGCAUCUUUGGUUCAUCUGAUGAGUCAGAUGAACCAUCGCCGAAGCGAAGGCGCUCGAGGUCGCGAGACUCGGGCGCUAAUAGUGGUGUCGUUUCUCCAAUGGACACCACUUCACAGCGAGGUGCCAGUACUUCUGUCGGCACGUCGCAGGAAGAGCGGGACCGCAAUGUGUUGCGUCUCGCUCCAGAAAAGAAGGCAUGGAUGCCUCUAAAUCUGUCAUGGAUCACUUGUCGGCGACGACGAGUGAUCUUUAUCGAACACGAUUGCUCGAUUCGUCGAGGAUUCAUCACCUUGACCCCAGCGCGAAAGACUAUCGCGCUGAACAUGAGUUCUUCAUCGAUGCUUUCUUCAAACAUCGAUGGUACAGUGGGAAUCACAAACGUGAUGGUCCCUCACUACUUCAGGCGUGGAACGCCUACAUCCAUAAUCUCGAGGAUGUAG
This is a messenger RNA of Peronospora matthiolae, 714 nucleotides long. Lineage: Eukaryota; Oomycota; Peronosporomycetes; Peronosporales; Peronosporaceae. The record is from the annotation of a GenBank genome assembly.